AUGGGGCGACUGCCAGCCGUCUCUUCCAGGAUGACUAAAGCCCUGCGGGAGAAGGAUGGUGUGAACUGGCGCCAGAAGCUCCCGCCAAUCCCCACAGUUCCUGUUUCUGCCCAGACGAGGUGGAGCGUUCCUUCUACUGGAGCCCCUGGGGCAAACACUCCUCCUGCAACUGCACCACGGGGAGAAUCAGACCAGACUGCUGCUGGCACAGAGAGAGCUCGAACUCUGAAGGAAGAAGGAAAUGAACUUGUAAAGAAAGGAAACCAUAAAAAAGCAGUUGAGAAGUACAGUGAGAGUUUAAAGCUCAAUCAGGAAUGCACAACUUACACCAACAGAGCCCUCUGUUACUUGACUCUGAAGCAAUACAAGGAAGCAGUACAGGACUGCACAGAAGCUCUGAGGUUAGAUCCUAACAAUGUUAAGGCACUCUACAGACGUGCUCAAGCACUUAAAGAACUGAAGGAUUACAAAUCAAGUAUUGCUGAUAUCAAGAGCUUGUUGAAAACUGAACCAAAGAACACAGCUGCCCUGAGAUUACUGCAAGAACUGAAAAGCCUAGGGUAA
Messenger RNA from Phaethon lepturus (White-tailed tropicbird), 564 nucleotides. It is a transcript of the gene TOMM34, whose product is annotated as translocase of outer mitochondrial membrane 34. Gene Ontology annotation, molecular function: heat shock protein binding. The coding region runs from base 1 to 564 and encodes 187 amino acids. The record is from RefSeq and is a predicted model, not a curated record. The transcript is spliced from 4 exons. Lineage: Eukaryota; Metazoa; Chordata; Aves; Phaethontiformes; Phaethontidae. Gene Ontology annotation, cellular component: mitochondrion; cytosol.